UCUGAUCCGACCGCUCAAUUUACCUCACAUCAACUUUCGCCCCGCAGAGCAAAAAUUCUACUAGCCUCUCAUCCAGACCAUCAUGAAAGUCGCCUUCGUGCAUCUUGACUUGGGUAUCGGCGGCGCAGAGCAGCUCAUCGUCCACGCCGCCCGGGGUUUGAAGCGCAAGGGCCACGACGUCGUGAUUUACACCUCGUUCUUCGAUCCAAACCGGUGUCUGUCGGGGUUGACAAACUCCCCUAAGGAAGCGCGAGACAACAAGGAUGUGGUCCUCGUUUUGGUGCACGGGGACUGGCUGCCACGAACCAUCUAUGGUGUCUGCACGCUGCUCUGCAGCGUGCUACGCAUGUUGUGGCUGUGCUUCUGCGUACCCACGGGGAUCUUCGACGUGCUGGUCAACGACCAAGUGGCAAACAUCAACCCGUGGCUGCGAAAACGAACCGCCGGAAAACUUCUCUUCUACUGCCACUUCCCGGACCUGCUCCUCUGCGUCGAGCGGUCGAGUUAUCUCAAACGGGCCUAUCGAGCGGUGUUCGAUCGCUGGGAGCGGGAGACCACGGCGGCGUGCGACAUUCUCUGCGUGAACAGCGAGUUCACGAAAAAAACCUUGCAGCAGACCUUUCCGGCGGAGUUCGCGCAGAUAGAAACACACGUCUUGUACCCGCCUGUGGAUUUAGCCGAGGUGGACCAACACAGAGCGGCAGUGACAACUGCAGGCGUUGACAAAGCAAAUCCGAGCCCUAAUCGGUUGUCAAAGCACAACUUCUUCGUCUCCCUAAACCGCUACGAGCGGAAAAAGGAAGUGGAGCUCGCGCUGGACGCCUUUUGCAUUCUGCGCAAAAAGUUUCCGAAGGAGGCGGAAGACAAGGUCCUCGUCGUUGCGGGGGGUUACGACGUCCGGGUACCUGAAAAUGUGGAGUACGAACGGGAGCUGCAGGUGCGGGCGGAGGAGCUGGGUAUUCAGAGAUCGGUAAUCUUCCUCCGCAGUGUGCCCACGGACUGUCGGUGGUGGCUCCUGGAGAACGCGCUGGCGCUGAUCUACACUCCGAAAAACGAGCAUUUCGGCAUCGUGCCGAUCGAGGCCAUGGCGCUCGGGACAUUUGUAAUCGCGAGCAACACCGGGGGGCCGCGGGAGUCGGUCGCAGACGUGGGCGGGCAGUUGGUGGAGCACCACGCACCCGGGUUUUUCGAGGGGAUGCGGCGCGCGCUGUUUCUCACUGGCGCGGAGCGGGUGGAGGUCGGGAAGAAGACGGUAGCGCGGGUGGAAGAGAAGUUUUCGUUGACGUCAUUUACGUCGAAGUUGGACGAAUUGAUAGCGCUUGAAACCAGAUCUUCCGUUGCGAAGCGGAAGAAGGAAAAUUAACGAAGCGACAGAAUGCAUUGAACUUGACCUGGCAAAUAUGCUGUUUGGGAAUAAAGAAUUAUCAACGGUCUAC
This is a messenger RNA of Amoebophrya sp. A120, 1436 nucleotides long. The record is from the annotation of a GenBank genome assembly. NCBI's taxonomy places the organism in Eukaryota, Dinophyceae, Syndiniales, Amoebophryaceae.